Miniopterus natalensis is the source of this 1725-nucleotide messenger RNA. RefSeq names its product leukocyte receptor cluster member 9 (gene LENG9). Gene Ontology annotation, molecular function: metal ion binding. The record is from RefSeq and is a predicted model, not a curated record. Lineage: Eukaryota; Metazoa; Chordata; Mammalia; Chiroptera; Miniopteridae.
AUGCCGGUGCUGAAGCAGCUGGGCCCCGCGCAGCCCAAGAAGCGGCCGGAGCGCGGCGCCCUCUCCAUCUCCGCGCCGCUCGGCGACUUCCGACACACGCUGCACGUGUGUUGGCUCAAGUGCGAGGGCGGCCUUGGCGUCAAAUCUGAGCUACGAAGGCCUGGCGGCGGGGCUGAGGUCGAGGCCGGGGCGCCGGCCCAAGCCGGGGCCGGGAUCAAAAAGCCACCGCUGCGCACCGCCGCGGCCGUCAUCCAGCGCAUCCGCUGGGACCCGCGCCUGGACCCCGCCGACUUCUCGGUGGGCUACGCCGACCGCUUCCUGGGCGUGGUCGAGGAGCCCUUCGGCGCCUUCUGCUGGGACGAGCCGCUGGCGGCGCUCGGGCCGGGCGUGCUGGCGGUGCCGGAGCACCGCGUUCGCUACUUCCGCUUCCGCGGCCGCACCGUGUGGGACCGCGCCUCGCGCACCGACUUCGUCUUUGGCUCCGGCUCUGCGGAGGGCCGCGGGCCCACCAUCCUGGACGCCCUGGACGGUGGAGACGCGCUCUGGGACGGAGACGUGCACGAGGACGAGGACGCGCACGAGACGGGACACGUGCACGAGGACGCGCAUGGAACCAGGGGUGCGCACGACGGCGGGGACGCGCACGAGGCCGGAGAUGUGCACGACGAGGACGCGCAUGGAACCAGGGCUGCGCGCGAUGGCGGGGAAGAGCAGAGAGUUGACCCACCUGGCACCCGGGAGGCGCCGUACUGCGUGGCUGCGCCCCUCUCUGACGCCCCAUCGGGAGGGCUCGGACAGCCACCCUGGACAGGCCUCAAAGCCGGGAGCCUGGUGCUGGCAGGCGCUUCUGUGAAGGCCCAGGAGCAGGGCGGGGCCAGAAGCGAGGCUUCCCCAAUGUUGGAGGCCAAAAGGACCCUGAAGCUGGCCGCCAAAGCUAGGACCGGAGACCCCCAGACUCUGGUGGCCCCAGGGCGGCCCCUGGAUGACUUCUCCGAGACAAAAGAAGGGUGUCAAGUGCGGUGGGGUCCCGCGGCGUGGCCCGAAGACGGCAGAGAGGCCACCGUGGCCAGGGCCACAGCCCCUCGCCAGCCUCGCCCUACACACUUUGUGGCCCUCAUGGUGACAGACCCCGGGCUGCAGGCAGGGGUGGCCAAGGCCCAGAAAGAGCUGGUCCAAGCGGAGCCAUCGUGCGCUACUUUCAUGGUGCCCCCCGAAGCCCUGCACCUGACACUGGCCCUGCUGCGGCUCGCGGGCCCCGGGGAGACAGUAGCCGCCGUCAGCGCGCUCAAACGCGCUCUCUCGGAUCCGGGACUUCGGGUACCUCCGCAGCUGAGGUUUAAGCAGGUGGUGCUUCUAGGCUCCCAUGUGCUCUGUGCACCACCCUCCCCCUCCCUGGAAAACAUGGCCCAAGUGCUAAGCCAGAGGCUGGAGGCUGAGGGGUUCAGAGUGCUACAGCCCUUGGGGGGGCUGCACCCCCACCUCACACUGGCCAAGGUGCCCCAGGGCUCCCAAGCCCACCUCCCCACGCCUGGGUCCAGCCCAAGACAGGAGCUGGGGAGCCAGUUCCUGAGACAACUCUGGCUGUGCCGCAUGGGGAGGGCAGGGGGCACCUACCAGCCCCUGGCUGAGAUCCCCCUUGGGUGACAGUCUCAGGCCUCUAGGGUAGAUGAAUCUGAUCUAUCCCACACACUGGAGGAGGAGGUGCAGUCCAAGCAGGAGGAACAA